Naegleria gruberi is the source of this 1893-nucleotide messenger RNA. RefSeq lists its product as uncharacterized. The record is from RefSeq and is a predicted model, not a curated record. The transcript has a single exon. The coding region runs from base 194 to 1777 and encodes 527 amino acids. Gene Ontology annotation, biological process: positive regulation of translation. Lineage: Eukaryota; Heterolobosea; Eutetramitea; Acrasida; Naegleriidae. Gene Ontology annotation, cellular component: cytoplasmic stress granule; cytosol. Gene Ontology annotation, molecular function: RNA binding.
AUACUUUUCCCUCUUGUUGCAUCUCUCAUCAGCAGGCUAACUUGUUAGACACAGCAAGCAAACAACAUUCUCUCCUUCUAAAAAGCACAAAUUCUUUUACGGAGAGCAAAUUACUCUUUGAGUUUUUUAAAAACAACAUCAUUAUCAUUAUUCUCGACUUUAAAAGGGAAUUCUAAACACACAGAGCAACAUCAUGAGUCAACAAAGCGAAUCCACCCAAGCAACACCAGCUACUGAAAAUGUUGAGCAAACAACUGAAAAGAAACAAUUAACUAGAGAUGAGUUGAAAGAAGCCAUUUGUAAACAAGUUGAAUACUACUUUUCUCGUCAAAACCUCUCUACUGACCACUAUUUGGUUUCCCAAAUGAGUCAUGACCUCUUUGUCCCAGUUUCUGUCAUUGCUAAUUUCAAAAUGAUUAAAACCCUCACUAACGACUUGGAUUUGAUUUGUGAGGCUGUAAAGAACUCGAAUCAGGUUAUUCUUGAUGCAGCAAACAAGAAACUCAAACCAAACAUUGUCUUGAAGAGAAAUACAGUCAUUAUCCGAGACAUUUCUCAAAAUGUUCCAAAAGAAGAAAUCCUUAAACUUUUCUCUCAUGAUAACCAACCUGUUAAUAUCCAUAGCGACAUUGGAAAUACAUGGUUCACUUCAUUUGAAACAGAAGAAAAAACCAUUGAAGCUGUUCAACACUUAAAGACUCAACAAUGGGAUGAAAAACCAAUACAGGCAAGAAUUAAAACUGAAAGCUUGUUAAAGACUGUUGGUACUACUCCAACUCCACAAACUCCACAAAAUGGUUAUCAAUACUCUUACAAUAACAAUAGAGGAAAUAGAAAAUUCAAUAACAACAAUAGAACAAAUCAAAAUAAUGGAAGCCAACAACCAAAGGAAAGAAGUUUCAACAAACAACAACAAACUUCUCCUUCAACUUCCGCCACUACUACACCUCAAUCCUCUCAAAAUGGCAAUAGAAACAAUAAUAACAACAACAACAACAACAAUAGGGGAACUAGUCAACGAGGAGGAAGAACUAGAAGCAACAGUGGUAGUAGAAACAGCCAAGCUAGUAAUGUUAGUAAACAAACUAGACCACGUAAAGAUAUGUUGAACUUGAGUAGCACAAAGAGUUUCCCUCCACUUCCAAAGAUGAAUGAAACUGAACAAGCUGGAUACGGAAAUCAAAAGUUCUUGCGUUAUAGUAAGCAAACUGUUAUGAGUGUUUAUAUGGAACAACAAGAAAAGGGUGAACACGAUACCAAACCAGAAAUUUUGAACGGAACUGAAUGUAUAGCAAUUUUGAAGGAACCUAAAAAGGAUUUAGAGUUACACAAACCUCAAAUGGAUAAGAGUCAACUUGCCAAUCAAACUCUCCCACUCGAAACUGAAAAGGAAGGAACCACACCAUCUGUCCAAUCAGUUAAGCCAACCAACUUGUUGAUUCCAAAGUCUUCAUUCGCUGAAGCUGCUAUAACAGCUAAGGACAUCAAGACACCUGAUACCCCAUCCACUUCUCAUUUCUUUGCCAAGUCAAGGAAAAGAAGAGGAAGCAAUGCUCCAGCUCAUACUCUUACACAUCAAAAGCCUCAUUAUAGCAAGCCUCAAAAAUCCGAAACUAAGGAAACCAAAGAGCCAAAACAACAAUCAAAAACCAAUGUUGCUACAACUGAAUCAUCAGCUCCAUCCAUUAAUGUAACCAACGCUACUCCAGUACUAGCUCCAACCACUUCAACUGAUCAACCAGUUUCUUGGGUAUCUGUUGUUGCUAACAAGAAAUAAUUAGCCAAAUAGUUUUACCAGGUGUUUUGGUAGCUGCUAUUUAAUGAUUUAAUACCUUAGUGAAGGCUUCCUUUUCUCACCUUAAUGUGAAUAAAUUUAUAAUAUUUUUUCUUAAA